UUACUUUGCACAACGGAAAGCCCGCGCCAACGUCGCUUCCUCUUCCUGCUUUGCAGGCGCUGCAAGGGAAGCUCGGGAGGGGAGGGCGAGACGCCAAGGGGCCGUCCGUGCCUGCCCCUCCCGUCCUCCGGCCAGCCCACCUAGCUCGGGUCGCGUUGGGAAGUCGCUGGGAGGAGGAGUCCAGCUGGCGGAGCGGGAAUGAGGCCUCGCUCCUGUCCAGAGAAAGGGGCAGGUCGCUUUGACACGGGUCUUCGGCAGCUGCCCCUAUGAAUCGGGAGCGGAGGUCUCUGCGGGACUCAAAGCCCACGGGUUUAGACAAUGAAGAUAGCCAGACAAACAGGCCCUGCUACUUGGAACCUUGGAUCGUGAAUCUUCUCCUGGAGUACAAGGAUUCUGAAUCCAGAGAAGAGGGUCAACUUGGGCAUGUCCUGAGGGUUCUAAAUGAAACAAAGGCUCUAGAUCAUGAUGAGCAGCUUCCAGCAGCUAUUCUGUGCGUCGCAGAUGGGCAUCAUUAUAUCCAAGUGGAUGUUACAGCCAAAGCUGUUCAGAUGACAAAAUGUGCUCUACUCCAGUCUGGAUUUUCCAGUAUUGUUGGCCAGUUCAUCGUCCUGCAGAAUUUUAGGGUUUGUUUUAAAGAAGAAGCUAAAGUGGAGGAUUGUCGAUUUUACCUUGUACUUGAUUGUUUCCGAGUGAUGCCCAUGAAGCGGAGGGAACGGAGGCAGCAAGACUGCAACCGGGAGCCCUCAGUACUGGAGAAGAUAAAGGAACUGUGGCAGAAAAGCCUUGCUCUCCAGCCCUGGUCCAGCUCAGAGCCAUCAUCUGUUUCUGAAGUACUGCAGGAGAUAAAGCAGGAUCGACUCAGUACUUUAAAAGAAAAUGCCAAGGAUUGUCUCAGUUUAUUGAACCCCAGCAAGCUGUUGGAUUCUGAGCAGUUGGCUGUAUAUCCUGACACCAAAUGGCAGGUGGAACGCAAGCAAGAUAAGGUUCACAAGAAUGUCUUUGCCAUCCCAGCCAAGCUGUUAACGAUCAGUGCAGAAAAUGAAGCAUUACUUCACAAGUCCUACCUACCAAAGCCCUCUCAAGCUAUUCUUGAGAGUACUCAAGAUGAUGAGCAAAGUACUGUAUCUUUUUUCAGUGCUGAAUCUGAAAGCCCAGAUGGUUCCUUAGAAAACCCUUGGGAUGAAAUUCCAGUAAUGACUCUGUCCACCUCCAGUGUUGUUUCCAUUUUUGCUUUGGCAGAUACAUCUGGUAUAUCACACAGCCUCCCCUGCGCACAGCAGGUGCUCAUGGCUAAUACUGCCGGGGAAGAAGAGACUCCAUGCUCCAACAGCUGCACCCCAGAUUUGUUGGAACCUCGUGUUCAUAUGUCCCACUGUAGCUCUGGCCAGGAUGUGCCAAAAGAGACUGUGUCCCCAUCACUACUUCCUUUUCACAGCAGUACAUCUCCCAAGGAAUCUGCCAGUCAAAAAUCCAGCUCUGUUGCAUUGAUCACUGCACGUAGUGUCAGCAAAACUGCAAAUACUGAUGAAACCAUUCCCUGUGGCCCAUCACUGAGGAAUUCACAUUCUCACACUAAUAUGUGCCUUCGCUCUUCUGUCCACUCUCCAAUUCAGAGAAAUAUGUCUCUUGGGUCCUUGUCUGAAAAUAAAGAGGAAGAUCAUAUGGCCCAUUUGCAGAGGGAUCAGACUUCGGUGAGAAGAUCUGGGGAGAAAUUCCUGGACAUAAGCAGGACAUGUGUGGCAGCUAAAAGGAAACAAAUGACUCUAGAUGAGGAGCCUACUGAGACUUUCUCUGGUACCACAUGUACCAGUCUGAAAGCCCUAAGGCAGCAUACUACCACGGCCUUUCCAGAAUCCAGUAAUAUGGAAUUGGUAGCUAUGAACAUGUCCAAAAAGAGCCGGAUAAAGGAGAUGCAAGUUCAACAGCAUCAGGUAUCAGCCCAAUUUAGAUGCACAGAGGGAGUCCUGGGAAAGGGAAGGGAGCCAGGAGCCUCAAAAGUCAUCACUAGGCCAGAAGAACAGCUUGGAGUUCAACAGCAGGAGUAUGUGAGAGGAGCCCCUUUUCAUUUUACGUACAUGCCACCAACAUCUGAACUCUGCUCCCAAGUGCACUCUACAAGGAUCUCAAGAGCAUUGCUGGCAUGGGCAUGCUGGGUUUUCAACAGCACACAUAAAUGAUAGUCUUUGCUGAAGUUCCUUGUUCCUUUCAGCUGUCGCACCCUGGGCCAACAUCUUCAAGAAGUUAUCCACUACGACUCCAGUUUGGAUGCCAUAAGAGUGAGGUUGGGAUUUUAAUGCUUUCCACCAGUUUUCCUGGAACAGAUAGUAAGCUGACCGGGCUGUAAUUUCCUUGAUUCUACUUGGAUCCUUUCUUUAAAAUUGGAGUUAACUUUCCAGUGUUUAGAUAUAGAGGCUGAUCUUAGGGAUAAAUUAAAUAUUUUGGUAUAAAACAAGCAAAUUAAGAACUUGAGUGGAUGACAUGUGGACCUGUUAUUUUUUUCCAUCUUUAAUUUCUGAGUAAGGGCUGGAAUUUUAUCUCUUCUCACCACUAUUUGCCUCAGACUCCUUCCUGACAAGGUUCACGCACAUGGAUCUGGCCAUUACCUUUAACAGUGAAGACAGAUGCACAACAUUCAUUCAGCUUCUCUGGAAUCUCCUUUUUCUCCUGUAGUACACCUUUGAUUCCCUUGCCAUCAAUAGGUCAAAUUGCCUCCCUAGCAGGUUUCCUGCUCCAGUGUAUUUCUUAUUAUUGCUAGUCUUAAGUUUUAAGCAAUAUGCUCUGCUUUUUUAAUUCCUUCUUGCCUGCUUGUAUUCUUUCGUUGUUUUAAUGAGGAUAAAACUUUUCUGAAAGAAGCCUUAUUUCCUCCAAUAGCUCAGUAGGUUAACUAUGUAGGCACAUUCCUGCCCUUGGUGGUACUUUUCCUUAUAAGCAUUAUACAUUGGAGCUGAGCUUGCUAACUCUAAUUAUUUAUUUAUUUAUAAUAAAUAAAUAACCAAUAAAAAGUAAAGAAACAUAUGGAACCUACUCCAUUUAAGUUUUGUAUUCAUAUUUCCUGUUCAGUUUCUUUAAAAAAAUGAAAUGAGAAUAAAGAAUAUUGAUUGCCUAAGUGUCAAUGGGAUAUUAACAAGCUGAAAUGUGUGCAGAGGGCUACCAAUAUGAUAAAGGAAACCAAGCCUUAUGAGGAACAGUUGAGGGAAUUGGGUAUUUUUAGCCAGGUAAAGAGGAGAGGAGAUAGGAAUAUUUACUGUGAAUAAUACCUUCUUGUGUCAACGUCAGUUUUGAAUUGAAUUAUAGCAUGGGUCUGUAAUUAUUUUGAACAUUUCCCCAUUUCAUUUAAUUACAAAAUGUUUUUUAUAGCUUACAUGCUUGAUAAAAUGAAAACAAAUUUAGAAAAAAACAGCUCUCAUAGAAAAUAUGUGCGUGCUUUUUUUCCAAAACUGAGCACAAUAAUUCAAAUACUGUUUGAAAGUUUAAAUAAAACAAAUCUUUACCUUAAAUGUAAAGAAAACCA
Podarcis muralis (Common wall lizard) is the source of this 3511-nucleotide messenger RNA. The record is from RefSeq and is a predicted model, not a curated record. NCBI's taxonomy places the organism in Eukaryota, Metazoa, Chordata, Lepidosauria, Squamata, Lacertidae.